Molecule: messenger RNA, 945 nt
Organism: Alternaria triticimaculans
Lineage: Eukaryota; Fungi; Ascomycota; Dothideomycetes; Pleosporales; Pleosporaceae
Exons: 1
Coding region: 1-945 (314 amino acids)
Source: RefSeq, a predicted model, not a curated record
AUGGUCGACAAGAUCGGGCGUCCACGCAAGGCUGUAGGCAGCAACCACCCUUACGAAUCGGGCGGGAGCACGAGAGGCCGCCCACAACACCAAGCCUCAUCACAAACAGAAACAUACUACAGUGCCCACGACGGCUUCGAAAAUGCGCCCAUGCAGUCCGCAGCACUAAGCGCUGCACAACAACGCGACUUCGAAGAAGCGCAAGCGGAGCCAGAACCACAAUCUCGCUCGGCCAAUAUCCGCACCAGCACCGCCGCUGAGUCGCAAUUCGAUGCCGAGGAAGACGAAACCCCUUCUCAGCCCGCAUCCGCAUCAUCGUCUUCCUCCUCAAGCUGGGAAGACCUUCCUUCCUCUGCAACGGCAUCCCUUCCAACAGCCACACCCUUCCCCGGCACCUGGCCUGCCGCCAUCCACGACACCAGCGCCGCGCUGUCCGAGGUCUCCACUGCGACCCUUUCCUUCGCCAGCGCUCUCGCAUCAUCAGGCCUUGGCCGCGCAUCGUGGAGUAUUGGCGCAGCAACUCUUUCCUCCACCAACCGCGCGGCCCUUUCUUUCACCACCUGGGGCAUGGAGAAGACAGGCGUCAUGCCGAAUGAGCUUCCCGCACCAAUGAGAAGGUGGAUUCAAGGGAAAGAAGAGCGGGAUAGAAGGAGGAGACAGGCUGAGCAGAGAAGGAGGGACAGGAGGAGAAGGGAACGGGAUGGACAGGUGUUCACCGGAGGAGUGGAUGAGGAAGGGGGUUAUGUGCUAGCGACACAUGAGAUAGAUGGCACGCUCAACUUUGAGGGUAGGGGGCCUGUGGAUAUGCGCGAAGAAAGAGGUGGACAGGGGGAAGAGCAGGAAUACGCGGCGGGAGGACCAGAAGAGAUCGAGGAGCGGGAGGCCGAACAUGAGGACGACGGCCUAACGCGAGUGUUUGAGUUUGAUGAUGAUGAAGACUUGUAA